AGCAUCCUCGUGACGUGGACGAAGGGGUUUAAAUGCAGCGGCGUGGAGGGGAGGGACGUGGUGUCGAUGCUGCGCAAGUCCAUCAAGAAAAGAGGGGACUUUGACAUCGACAUCGUGGCUGUGGUGAACGACACCGUUGGCACCAUGAUGACGUGUGGCUACGACGAUCAUAACUGUGAAGUUGGCCUCAUCGUUGGUACCGGUACCAACGCCUGUUACAUGGAGGAGAUGAGGCACAUUGACCUGGUGGAAGGGGACGAAGGUCGGAUGUGCAUCAACAUGGAGUGGGGGGCCUUCGGUGACGACGGCGCGCUCAACGACAUCCGGACGGAGUUCGACCGCGAGAUAGACAUGGGCUCGCUCAACCCUGGCAAACAAUUGUUUGAGAAGAUGAUCAGUGGGAUGUACAUGGGAGAACUGGUCAGACUCAUCCUGGUAAAGAUGGCCAAGGAAGGGCUUCUCUUUGGAGGAACACUCACACCAGAUCUGCUCACCACCGGCCACUUUGAGACUAGAUACGUCUCUGCUAUUGAGAAGGACAAAGAAGGGCUGCAGAAAGCCCACGAGAUCCUCACCAAGCUGGGCCUGGAGCCGUCUCAUGAAGACUGUGUGCCCCCCCACCGUGUCUGCCAGAUCGUCCCCCCCCGCUCGGCCAACCUGUGCGGGGCCACCCUGGCCGCCGUGCUGCGACGCAUCAAGGAGAACAAGGGGGUGGACCGGCUGCGGUCCACGGUCGGGGUGGAUGGCUCUGUCUACAAGAAACAUCCUCACUUUGCCCGGCGCCUCCAUAAGACAGUGCGGAAGCUGCUGCCGGACUGCGAGAUCCGUGAGGAAGGACUUGCCAAAGGGGCAGCCAUGGUGACAGCGGUGGCCUACAGACUGGCCGCCCAGCAUAAGGCACGGCAGAAUAUUUUGGAGGCGCUCAAGCUGAGCCACGAGAAGCUCCUGGAGGUGAAGCAAAGGAUGAGGAUAGAGAUGGAGAAGGGGCUGGGCAAGGAGACGCACUCAGCGGCGACGGUGAAAAUGCUGCCCACCUACGUGUGCUCAACUCCAGAUGGGACAGAAAAAGGCGAUUUCCUCGCCCUGGACCUGGGAGGCACCAACUUCCGCGUGCUGCUGGUGCGCGUGAGGAGCGGGAUGAGGCGCGGCGUCGAGAUGCACAACAAGAUCUACUCCAUCCCAGUGGAGAUCAUGCAGGGGACGGGAGAGGAGCUCUUUGACCACAUCGUCCACUGCAUCUCCGACUUUCUGGAAUACAUGGGAAUGAAGGGUGUAUCGCUCCCGCUUGGAUUCACGUUCUCCUUCCCUUGCCAGCAGACCAACCUGGAUGAGGGCAUUCUCCUGAAGUGGACAAAAGGUUUCAAGGCGACCGGCUGUGAAGGAGAAGACGUGGUGAACCUGCUGAAGGAGGCAAUUCACAGGAGAGGGGAAUUCGACCUGGACGUGGUCGCGGUGAUAAACGACACAGUUGGCACCAUGAUGAGCUGUGGGUACGAAGAUCCGUAUUGCGAAGUUGGGCUGAUAGUCGGCACGGGCAGCAACGCCUGUUACAUGGAGGAGAUGAGGAACGUGGAGCUGGUGGAAGGGGAGGAGGGCAGGAUGUGCAUCAACAUGGAGUGGGGGGCGUUCGGUGACAGCGGGUGCUUGGAUGACAUUCAGACGGAGUUUGACUUGGCGGUGGACGAGCUGUCCCUCAACCCUGGGAAGCAAAGGUUUGAGAAGAUGAUCAGCGGGAUGUACCUGGGGGAGAUCGUCCGAAACAUUCUGAUGGAUUUCACCAAGCGAGGGCUGCUCUUCCGGGGACGGAUCUCGGAGAGGCUGAAGACCAGAGGGAUCUUUGAGACCAAGUUCCUGUCCCAGAUAGAAAGUGACUGCCUGGCCCUGCUCCAAGUCCGCUCCAUCCUCCAGCACCUCGGCCUGGAGAGCACGUGUGACGACAGCAUCAUCGUGAAGGAGGUGUGCACGGUGGUGGCCCGGCGGGCGGCUCAGCUCUGCGGCGCCGGCAUGGCAGCCGUGGUGGAUAAGAUCCGGGAGAACCGCGGGCUGGACUUCCUCAAGGUCACGGUCGGCGUGGAUGGAACGCUCUACAAGCUGCACCCUCACUUCUCCACCAUCAUGCACGAAACAGUGAAGCAGUUGUCUCCGAAGUGCGAAGUGACCUUCCUCCAGUCGGAAGACGGCAGCGGCAAGGGCGCAGCGCUCAUCACGGCGGUGGCCUGCCGGAUCCGGGAAGCUGGCCAGCGAUAGAAGGAAGGAGGUUUGCAGAAGAGCUUGGUUUCAGCAAAACAGGACGUUUCCCCACCCGGUCCCUCCUUCCCUCCCUCCGUACACACACACAC
Messenger RNA from Tauraco erythrolophus (red-crested turaco), 2339 nucleotides. The record is from RefSeq and is a predicted model, not a curated record. Lineage: Eukaryota; Metazoa; Chordata; Aves; Musophagiformes; Musophagidae.